This is a messenger RNA of Caenorhabditis angaria, 446 nucleotides long. Lineage: Eukaryota; Metazoa; Nematoda; Chromadorea; Rhabditida; Rhabditidae. The record is from the annotation of a GenBank genome assembly.
AUGUCUGUCGAUUGGAGUGGUAUCCUUGGAGGACAGCCAAGAGAAUUGAAAAAUCACACAAGUGGAACUAUUUUGACCGCUGCAGAAAUGCCGUCUGGUGAAUAUGCUUUCACUUUUGGUUAGUAUUCAAAUAUACAAAUAUCACAUUAAUUCACAUCGAGAAAUUUUUCAGAUCUCAUUGACCGUCCAACACCAGCUGAUCUUUUCCAAUCAAUGCGCAAUCCAACAAAUCCAAAACAACUUCGUUUGUUGCUCGAAAGCAUGCGAGCUGAUGCUGAGGAGGAUAUGCGACUCUUGAAACUUGAACGGUAAAAAAAUGCUCUUUCAGAAAACAAAAAAUGUAUUCAAAUCAUUUUAGCGAAGCUGAACUCGAACAACAAAGACGUGAUCGGCGGCUCAUCAGCAUCAUUGCUCGUUUCUUCAAAAAGUUGCUUCACCGAUUUUAG